Molecule: messenger RNA, 717 nt
Organism: Thlaspi arvense
Lineage: Eukaryota; Viridiplantae; Streptophyta; Magnoliopsida; Brassicales; Brassicaceae
Source: the annotation of a GenBank genome assembly
CCUAACGACGUCAAUUUGAGAGCUCAUCAUCAAACUCAGAAGAAGAAAGACAAGAAUGAAAAAGUUUUUUUGACUCAAGGAUACAACAAUCUGUUAAGAAGAAGGCAAUCCAAACCUUACCGGUGCUCGUUACCGUCUCACGGUGGCGAAAGGGUCAUCAGAUCAGAGACCGUCGCUUCUCCGGCGCCGGUGAGCCACGAAGGAAGAAGGGCUUUACUUGGAUGUCUCCUCGCCGCCAGUUAUGGGAUUCUGUUAACAGAUUCAGCCGAAGCCGUAAGCACCAGCAGAAGAGCUCUACGUGCAUCCAAGAUACCAGACAGCGAAUUCACGACUCUCCCCAAUGGUCUCAAGUACUAUGAUAUCAAAGUUGGAAACGGAGCAGAGGCUGUGAAAGGAUCUCGGGUCGCAGUUCACUAUGUUGCAAAAUGGAAAGGGAUAACGUUCAUGACAAGUCGACAAGGACUUGGAGUUGGAGGUGGAACGCCGUACGGGUUUGACGUUGGGCAGUCAGAGAAAGGGAAUGUUCUCAAAGGACUUGACCUCGGCGUUGAAGGGAUGCGUGUAGGCGGUCAGAGAUUGGUGAUUGUUCCUCCCGAGCUUGCUUACGGGAAGAAAGGAGUGCAAGAGAUUCCUCCAAAUGCAACAAUCGAGCUUGACAUUGAGCUGUUAUCAAUCAAGCAGAGUCCUUUCGGGACGCCUGUGAAGAUCGUUGAAGGC